GUUCCACUUUGACCACUUCAAUACGCCAAGGCCGUUUCAAUAAUGAACAAAGCCGCCGCGACACCCGACACUUAGUUAUUGCACUUCCGCCCUCGCUGACUUUGACAUCCAACCGGCCCACGAUGAAGUGCCCCGAGAAGGAACUCAAGAAGAUCAGCGAGGAGGACGUCUGGAGUCUGUCCGGCACAGAACUCGGCGUCAACUUCCACACCAUCGGCGAAAUCAUCGGCUUCGUUUUCAGCGCCAUAUCCAUAGGUGUCAGCCUAUACCUGAUCUUCCGCCAUGCGACGCACUACUCGAGACCGUGGGAGCAGCGACAAACAAUCCGCAUUCUGUUUAUGAUACCCAUUUACGCGACCGUCUCGCUCCUUUCCUUUCACUACUACCAAAAACACGUAUACUUCGAGGUCAUGCGCGACUGCUACGAGGCCUUUGCAAUCUCCAGUUUCUUCGCCCUGCUCUGCAACUAUGUUGCGCCCUCCGUCCAUGAGCAGAAGGAGUACUUCCGACACGUCGAGCCCCUAAAUUGGGUGUGGCCCCUCACAUGGGCGCAAAAAAUCAGCGGAGGAGAGAACAAGGGCUGGCUUCGGAAGCCGCGGAGUGGACUGACCUGGUUCAACGUUAUAUGGAUCUCCGUCUUUCAAUACUGCUUCAUCCGCGUCUUCUUCACCUUUGUCGCUGUCGUUGCGCAGUACUAUGAGGUUCUCUGCGAAGAUUCAUGGUCGCCCGCCUUUGCGGAGGUUUACAUUGAAAUUUUCCAGGCCGGGGGCGUCACCAUCGCCAUGUAUUGCGUAAUUCAGUUCUACAUUCAACUCAAGCCGGACCUGGCACAGCACUCUCCAUUUUUGAAGGUCCUCGCCAUCAAGCUGGUCAUCUUCUUCUGCUUCUGGCAAGGCCUGCUCAUCGACUUUCUCACGAACCACGAUAUCUUGACAACAUCCGAUUACCUCGCGUAUGCUGAUAUCAAGGUCGGAAUACCUUCUCUCCUCGUCUGCGUUGAAAUGGCCUUCUUCGCCGUCCUGCACCUCUUCGCGUUUCCCUGGAAGCCCUACAGAGUCAGUAAGACUCAAGUCGCAAUGGAUCCAAACUACACCGCGGACCCCGAUGCGCCUCUUACUGGCGAGAAAAGGCCGAAGAGAUACAAGGGUGGUAUCAUGGGGCUUGGUGCCAUUAUCGAUGCUUUUAACAUCUGGGACGUUGUCAAGGCUUCCGCACGCGGUUUCCGCUGGCUAUUUGUCGGCGUCCGGCAUCGUCACGAAGAUGCCAGCUACCAAAAGACUGGCCUGACCACACAGGCAAGCGCCCUCGGACCCGUGGAGAUGACAGACCAGAGCAGCGCUUACCAGCGAACCCGGACAGAUUCCCGCACCCGAGACGGAUAUGGAGAUGAAUUCGAUAGAAGGUCGAGCAUAGACGCCGACGACAGCCCUGGACACAGCCCUUUCGAGCACCCGGACGAACGAAGGGGAAGAGUGCAGCAGGAUUAUGGAUUUGGGCAGCACGGGCAGUUUGACAAUGCGGAAACGUCGUAUGGCAGGGGCAGAGUGGACUCGGACGCGAUGUAUGGGCCGGGCAACCGACAGAGGAGCCCCGACAAUCACGACGAGAGCGAUGAGCUGCACCUACUGAGCCAUGCACAGCCACAACCGACCAAGUUUGUCUGAUGCGUUGGCCCGACUUUUCCCAGUAUGUCCAGUCUGGUGUUGGGGUGUUUUAUUGUUGUAUUUUUCUUCUACGCCCACGGCUGCUGCACGAGGAACACUGUUAGGGAAAAAGGAUGCUAUUUUUUCUUAUUUUAUUUCUUUAGUUACUACUAUACUCGCACACAGUGCUCCGCGAGUUUGUCUGGAACGAACCGUAACGACAUCAAUCAAAGCCUCGGCCCUCAGUUUCAGUUUGUUCGGACAUGAGAUAAAUGGUGCGACACGUCACGUAGGCAGUGCUGGCGAUACGCCAUCUU
Molecule: messenger RNA, 1960 nt
Organism: Aplosporella prunicola CBS 121167
Lineage: Eukaryota; Fungi; Ascomycota; Dothideomycetes; Botryosphaeriales; Aplosporellaceae
Exons: 4
Coding region: 123-1664 (513 amino acids)
Biological process (GO): transport
Molecular function (GO): transporter activity
Source: RefSeq, a predicted model, not a curated record